Molecule: messenger RNA, 1544 nt
Organism: Fragaria vesca subsp. vesca
Lineage: Eukaryota; Viridiplantae; Streptophyta; Magnoliopsida; Rosales; Rosaceae
Product: zinc finger CCCH domain-containing protein 14-like
Exons: 3
Coding region: 181-1083 (300 amino acids)
Molecular function (GO): metal ion binding; mRNA binding
Source: RefSeq, a predicted model, not a curated record
UCACGUCCGACUUCCUCCCCUCUUUUGCACGAACCCUAGAAUUUUUCAAUCCCCUCUUCUUCUUCUUCUUCUCCCUCUCUUUCUCUCUCCGCUAGGGUUUUCUGCUCCCACUCUCUCCCGCCUUUUCUAUCUCCUCCUCCGCCACACUCGGUUGCGCUCUCCCUAUCUCCCUGAGCUUUGAUGGACUUCGGCGGCGGUCGCAAGCGAGGAAGGCCCGAAGCGGCGUCGUUUAACGGCAAUGGCGGCUUCAAGAAAUCCAAGCCAGAAAUGGAGUCCUUUUCAACUGGUAUAGGAAGCAAAUCGAAGCCAUGCACAAAGUUUUUCAGCACUUCUGGUUGCCCUUUUGGAGAGGGAUGUCACUUCUUGCAUUAUGUUCCUGGUGGCGUCAAAGCUGUUUCUCAGAUGACUGGUAGUAACCCAACUCAUCCACCUCCUCCCAGACAUUCAGCAGCCCCUCCAUCAUUUCCAGAUGGUUCUUCUCCUCCAGCUGUCAAGACACGGUUAUGCAACAAAUACAACACAGCUGAAGGUUGCAAGUUUGGAGAUAAGUGUCAUUUUGCCCACGGUGAAUAUGAACUUGGGAGGCCCACUGCUCAAUCUUAUGAUGAUCCUCGUGGUGGGGGAGCAAUGCAUGGAAGGAUGGGAGGUCGGAAUGAGCCUCCCCCACCAAGUCAUGGAGCAGGUAGAUUUGGGGCCAUUGCCAAUGCUAAGAUUAGUGUAGAUGCUUCACUUGCUGGAGCCAUAAUUGGAAAAAAUGGUCUGAACUCAAAGCAAAUUUGUCGUGUGACUGGAGCAAAGCUUUCUAUUAGAGAGCACGAGUCAGAUCCGAAGCUGAGGAACAUUGAGCUUGAGGGCACUUUUGAUCAGAUUAAAGAUGCCAGUGCCAUGGUUCAAGAUAUUAUUUUGAAUGUGAGCUCAGCUGCUGGGCCGCCGCACAUGAGGAAUCCUGCUAUGGGGGCUUCUAUAGGAAGUAGUAACUUCAAGACUAAGCUUUGCGAGAACUUUACCAAAGGUCAAUGCACAUUCGGUGACAGGUGCCACUUUGCACAUGGAGCUGAAGAGUUGCGCCGGGGAGGGAUGUGAUUUCUUUCUGUACUGCUCAUCUUGUUCUCUUACCAAUUUCUUGUAGGAUACACUUCUUACAGCAUAAUUUGUGUUCUUGGAUUUUUUUUAAGAGUGCAGUUUCCUUAGUUUCCAGGGGUUAAUAUUCGGGAAUUUUAGUAGUUUGCCAUAUCUGCUCCUACUCUCCCACUUGUCUUUCCGAAGCAUUCUGAGGUUUCUUGGUUGAACAAUGUGGUGGAACUACAGGUUGUCUUGCUGCCCGCAGCAUGUUUAGUGUUGAAUGCUGUUGGCUGCAUCAAGAUUUUAAUUUUGUUUUUGAUCAAAAUGAAGAAGAUAAAAGAUAUGGUCAGGGCUUUCGUUCAAGCUUUUUCAUUCUGAUAGCAUUAUGCAAAUAUUAGAUUGGAAUGAACGUACCCGAGUGGUACUCCUUUCUUGUGGAAGUUUUGAUGUUGAAAUGGUCGAAAUCGUUGUGGAUUUAUGUG